Messenger RNA from Phalacrocorax carbo (great cormorant), 4833 nucleotides. The record is from RefSeq and is a predicted model, not a curated record. NCBI's taxonomy places the organism in Eukaryota, Metazoa, Chordata, Aves, Suliformes, Phalacrocoracidae.
UUCCCACCCUGCAGGUGUCACCGGAGAUUCCGAAAACCCUGAGGAGCCCGACUCGGCAGGACCUGCUCACCUUCCUCCUCCCCCCCUUACUGCAGCAGGGCUGCGGAGGGGACAGGCCCGCAUAAAAACCGGCACUGACGCCCCCUCCCACGCUACUGAGAGACGCGCUGAGAGCGGACUGCUCUCCAGCUGCUCCUCAGCGAGAAAAACCUGCCAGAUUUUUUGGGGCUUCUUUUGCGAUGUAGCUGGGUUUAAAAUGGCUUGACAGCAACAACUCUUUUAAAGCCUUUGCGCUUUUCUGACUAGAGAAGUUCCGCGGCCGCGGGGCAGGGCAGGAGGCUCGCAAGCCCCGAGGCCAAGCGCUGGGAGGGCCCCGGCGGGGGGGGGCGGGGGGGGCGGGCUGGGCAGGAGCCAGCUCGCCCGCUCUCCGGCAGCGGUGCGGCGCUCAGCUCCGCAGUCGCGCCCCCGGCUGCUUUCCCCCGACCGGCUUUGUCCCACUGCGCGGCCCCGCUAGCGGGGAUGCCGCCUCCUUCCCACCGGGUGUGGGGCCGGCAGCGCGCAGGGCCCCGGGGCGGGGAGGGCCGGGGCCCUGACUCAGCACUUCGGGCGGGCACGGCCGGUUCGUGGCUGGCCGGGAAAUAAAGAGCGCCGCGCCGCCCCUAGAACAGCUGUCGGAGAGGGAACGGGGUCGGAGAUCGGGUGAGAGGUUCUGACCUGUGACUGAGGGACAGGACACAAUUCAGGAUUCCUGGGUUCUGUCAAACCUUGUUUCCUAACCGGGCAUCUGGACUUCAGGAGUAUAUUUUCUAUCUGCUUCUGAACACAAAAAUGCAACAGUCUCUUCUCUGUGUCCCCAUAUGCUAUGAUAUCCUCUGUAGUUUAUCUGCUGAGCUGUCCUCCCAGAAGCUUCAACGUCUUCGGUUUCAGAUGUUCUGUGUCUACUUUGAUUCCCUGAUUUUUUUUUUUUCUUGUGCUCCCUCAUGUGGAAAGCUUUACUGCUUCCAGCUGAUGUAAACGAAAGAUUAAACACCUUCCUGCCCAUUUGGGCAGAAGGCACUGAAGUACCUUUUUACCCAUAUAAUCUUCCACAGGCAAAAAAAGAACUCCCUAGGCUACAUGGAAGAAGUUGGUGUAGUUGAAGGGUGAAGUUUCUAUUAAACUUCAGUAAGAUUGAGUUGCUUUGCAGAGCUUAUUUAGAUGGAGCACUAUUACAUUUUAGCUGACAUUUACUUACAAGGGAGGCUUUAGGGUCUUCCUAUGCAGAAUGUGAAACACGGUCUGGUAGCAAGAUAUGACUGGAAGUAGACGGAUAUUCCACAGCUUCAGCUUGGGUGUCAGGCUUGUAACAGAGGAUCACCUCCCUGCUACAGCCAGAGAAGAAUGAGCCCUUGGACUGCAGAUCAAGAAAUAUGUGUGAACCACUGUGCUCUUUCCACUGAGAAUGGCAAUAAGUUACCGCAGGGACUCUUCCCACCCACAAUUGAGAGGAGCAAAGAUCUGAAUGUGGAAGAUGUUUGAAAGAAAUAGAAGAAAUUAAGAGACCUGUUGAGGUUGUCUAGCCCAGUUUUCUGCUCAGACCAGGGCUAACUUCAAAUCUAGACUGGGUCGUUCAGAGCAUCUGCCAAAUCUGGUCUUUGUUGUAGUCUUGCGUUUGGAGAAGGAAGCAGAGAGACUGUUGGUUCCAGCAACAUGGAGAAUGAUGUCAGCUUGAAGUUCCGUCAGCAGCUUCUGCUCAUUGAUGAAAAUCUGGGAGCUGAAGAUGUAGCAGCUUUAAAAUUUCUCUGUACUGACUUGCUCCCCUUCAAAAAACUAGAAAGUGUGAAGUCAGCAGUGGACAUCUUUCAGCUUCUCAUGGCUGAAGAAUAUCUGAAUGAGAAAGAUACUUUCCUUCUAGCUGAACUCUUAUACAGAAUUAAAUGUCACUCCUUGCUCAAGAAACUUGGUUAUACCAAGGAGAAAGUGCAGGAAUAUCUGCAUGAGAAGGGAAGAGUGUCUCCAUACAGGCAGAUGCUGUAUGAAUUGUCAGAGAACAUUACCAAUGAGAUGCUGAAAGAUAUCAUAUUCCUCCUGCAAAACUGUCUUCCAAAGCGACGGAUGACACUUUCUGCUCUGGACUUGCUGAUUUUAUUGGAAAAACAGGGCCUUUUAACUGAAAACAAUGUACAGGUGCUGGAGGAAGUCUGUAUGAAUGUUUCACCUCAUCUCCUGGAAACCGUAAACUGCUACAAAAGGGCAAAAGUGCUUCUGCCUCAGCAGGAGAACCCUCUGCCAGUCAAGGAAUCUUCACUGUCUCAUACUGGAGACAUCAGAGGAUUCCCUUCCCCACAGGAGACCUCAAUCAAAUCUGUUGGUUCUAAUAUCAAUGAUAACAAAGCAGCUAAUCUUACACAAGGCUUCUCUGAAAUGAACCUGGAGCUGCCUGGAGAAUUCAGCAAUGUAGAAAAUGAAUCCAAGAACAUCGCAAGCUACAAAAUGGAUGGACCACACAGAGGAUUUUGCCUUGUUAUUAAUAAUGUUAACUUUGGUAGCUCUCUUCAGGAGAGGAAGGGUUCUUGCAAAGAUGCCGGGGAACUGGAGCGAGUAUUCACAUGGCUUGGUCUGGAUGUGAGGACAUACAAAGAUCUGACAUCUUGGGAGAUUAAAAAUCUCAUGCAAACUUGGCAGCGUUUGCAAGACCACAAAGACAGGGACUGUUUUAUAUGUUGUAUUCUAUCUCAUGGAGAGUCAGGAGCGAUCUAUGGGAAAGAUGAGCAACUUGUAUCAAUCCGCACGAUCAUGUCCCACUUCACUGCCAAACGGUGUCCACAGCUGGCUGAAAAACCCAAACUCUUCUUUAUCCAAGCAUGCCAGGGAAAAGAGAUACAGCGUCCUGUCUAUGUUGAAGCUGAUGCACGAAUUCCUGACUUGCCUUCCAUGCAACAGAGCAUUUCUCCUUCUGAAAGUAUUCCUGAAGAGGCUGAUUUCCUCCUAGGCAUGGCCACAAUUGACGGAUAUGUCUCCUUCCGGCACGUUGAACAGGGUGCUUGGUAUAUUCAGGCCCUGUGCAGCAAGCUAAAGUUGUUGGUACCAAGGGGUGAAGAUAUUUUGUCAAUUCUUACAGAAGUUAAUGAAGAUGUGGGCAGACGUGUUGACCGCUGGGGGACAAAGAAGCAGAUGCCCCAACCAGCAUAUACCUUAAGAAGAAAAUUUAUAUUCCCAAUACCUAGAGACCCUCCUCCUUCACAGCAACAUUGAGGCUUUUAAAACACAUCCUUUUGUCAGUACGUCUCAUUUAAAUGCAAUUCACCUCACUACCUGUUUUAAGGCAGUUACCCAGAAUCCUGAGGAACUUCUGGCUUCAUAAGGACUCAUAAAAUUUUUGCCAAACAAACUGUGAAACUGGAGGAAGCACAAUUAAAAUAAUCCACGUGCCAGCUAUUUACAUCAUCUCUGUAUAUACAUUUAUAUUUACAUUAUCUAUGUAUUCAGAGUUAUCAGGGCUGGGAGAGCAUGCUUCUGUUAUGUUAAACAUUUUUGUACCUGCACUGACUGCGGAUAUAAAAGUGUUUUUCUGACAGCAUAAGUGUUGCAUUGUAGCCUUCCAUAUCUAAACCGGUAUUGUUAAUGGUCUGCUUUAGGCUCAUUGUGUUUUAUUUUGCAGGCUAAUAAGUCUAAAUCCUGCCUCUAAAUGCACUAGCUGUGUUAACAGAGAAAGACAAAGGUGGGAAUGAAGAGGAGAAAGCUUAAGUAGUCCUGGAAAAGGAUUUCUUCCAUCUCUAACUUAAUUUAAAUUAUAUUUAACUUAAUGAAGAACCAGUUAACUAUUGAAAUCAGUAAUUUGUUCCACAGUCCACACUGAUACCAACUAAUGGCUAACAUAAACCUCAUGUAAAAUGAGAUCUUUCCAAAACUGAGUAAAGCCAAAACACUGUGUAGUAUUCCCUCUGUGAAACCUUGUGAACCUGUGUCAUUUCCUCAUCACUUAUGGGAAGAAAAGUUAGGGUAGAAGAUUUGCAUGCUAUAAAAUCUGGCAUUCAGCAGUGUAUCAGUAUAGGUUUAUCAGAUUGAUUAACUUCAUUAAGCAUUAAAUUUUCUGAUUAUCAUUUCUUGUAUUGAUAUCUAAAAUGCAGUCAUAUGAGAAACAAGGUUCCUAGUUGAUUAAGCUUCUAACAGAGCAUUUUUUGAGUUAACUGAAAUGUCAUGUGGUUUUCUUAUGAGCAUUUACUAUAUAUAUCUGUGUCCUUCCUGUUUGUUACGGCAUUAAAUUUGUACUUCUUUUUAAGAGCUUGGUGAGAUAAAAAUUACGUACUGGGGUAAGGCUUAUCCUUGUUUCUGACUGGCCCCUGCACUUUGCUGGGCUGCAUUUAUCAGUGGGGUUUUAACUGCCUCAGGGUUUAAACUGAAGUGAAACUUAGUUUAUUUCAGCAAAACAGUGAUUGUUAUAUAUAAUUACCAGCCAUAAGUUAGGGCAAAGAUUUGAGAGUGUACUGUCUAGUGCUGUUGGAUGCUAUUUUUGGCUUGCACUCUGCAGGAUUUUUAGGAGGGGAGUUUUGCAUCACACAGAGCAUUGAAAUGCAGCUAGUUUGCCAAAACAUAACGGUCACUUUCUUGUGAUGAAUUGGUAGUUGUGUGACCCAUCACAUUUUGAGUCUUCUGAGUUAGUAUGGCUGCCACACUUGAAGUCAUAUUUGUGCCACAGAUAGAAAAUGUUUUGACUGUUAGUAUAUAACAUAUUGUAAUAGAAUCGUGAAGCUUCUGGCUCACAACUACCAUUCAGACCUGGUGCACUCUUGUUUUGUAUGUUUAGGUAACAAUUGAACUUUUUUCAGUAUGGAGUAAACACAACCAUUUUGA